Molecule: messenger RNA, 611 nt
Organism: Racocetra persica
Lineage: Eukaryota; Fungi; Glomeromycota; Glomeromycetes; Diversisporales; Gigasporaceae
Source: the annotation of a GenBank genome assembly
GAAACUCAAAAUGAUAACGCUCUGACUGACGCCCAAAAAACUAUUGAGGAAUUAAAACGAGAUAAGGAAAAUAUUGAUACAGAAUUAGUAAAUGUUAAGCAGCAAUUACAAGAAGCCAACGAAAAAAUUAAGGCAAAAGAAAAUGAAUUAGAGGUGGUUAAUGAGGAUUUGAAAAGCGAGCAAUUAAAUACCGAGGAUAAAAAUAACGAAAUAGAGAGAUUAAACGGCCAAAUAACCGAAUUACAGACCAAAAUUGUCGAAAAUAAUUUGGUAAUAGCCAACUCAGUAAGCCAAGAGGAUUAUAACGGGGCAGUGGCCGAAAGAAAUAGACGUCCGAAUAUCAGCCAAGCCGAAUAUGAAAAAGUGGUAGCAGAAAGAGACGAAUACAGCAAACGACCAACGAAGGGACAAUUAGAUAAUGCGGCAGAAAAUAAGAAAAGCGGACUAAAAACGGAGGCGGAAGUAAACGAAGCGGUUAACAAUGCUCGCCGGCAAGAGACAGACAAAUACAAAGACCACAUUGACCCCAACAAUUUUGCCGAAGUAGCCCGUCAAAAAGGAUAUAAAAGCAAGGACGAGGUGGACGCAGAAGUAGCCAAGGAAACUGAAAA